GACCACAUCACCAGACAACUUUCAAAGUAUGGCCAACAUGAGAUCGUGGAUGAUGCUUGCGGCUCUCGUCGUCUGCCUGCUGGUGUGUUGGAGCGGCUGUGUUGAAGCCUACCCUCCCCAACCGGAGAGCCCGGGGAGCAACGCCUCACCGGAGGACUGGGCCAAAUACCACGCGGCUGUCAGGCAUUAUGUCAACCUCAUCACCAGGCAGAGGUAUGGAAAGAGGUCGACCCCCGAGCAGGCGGUGGCGUGGCUGCUGUUUGGGGCUGAUUCGAGCCAAGACACUGAACCACGCUCGGACUAUGGCGAUCAGUGGUGAAUGAGCCCAACGUCAACCCUUUACCGAAUUUCCCUCGACCCAUUCGAUUAACCAACAAUCAGAAAACAAUGAGGUUCACAACCUGCACUGGACUUUGUGAUGCUCCAAACCUAAUUAUUUAAUGUGCAUGCAAAUCUCUAUGUCUCUCUUUGUUUGUCUUCCUCUCUCAGUAUAUGUAUUUGUUC
Anoplopoma fimbria (sablefish) is the source of this 504-nucleotide messenger RNA. Its product is annotated as peptide Y. Gene Ontology annotation, biological process: neuropeptide signaling pathway; feeding behavior. Gene Ontology annotation, cellular component: extracellular region. The transcript has 4 exons. The record is from RefSeq and is a predicted model, not a curated record. Gene Ontology annotation, molecular function: neuropeptide hormone activity; neuropeptide Y receptor binding. The coding region runs from base 29 to 319 and encodes 96 amino acids. NCBI's taxonomy places the organism in Eukaryota, Metazoa, Chordata, Actinopteri, Perciformes, Anoplopomatidae.